This is a messenger RNA of Prunus dulcis (almond), 1972 nucleotides long. Its product is annotated as long chain acyl-CoA synthetase 8-like. The coding region runs from base 497 to 1795 and encodes 432 amino acids. The transcript has 10 exons. The record is from RefSeq and is a predicted model, not a curated record. Gene Ontology annotation, cellular component: membrane; endoplasmic reticulum. NCBI's taxonomy places the organism in Eukaryota, Viridiplantae, Streptophyta, Magnoliopsida, Rosales, Rosaceae. Gene Ontology annotation, molecular function: long-chain fatty acid-CoA ligase activity.
UUACUCUCUGGCUUUGGAUAGCCAUGGCUGAAGCUUCAAGAGUUCUGCAGACCACUCUCAUUCCCAGCUUCCAUCCACAACACAGAAGUCCCAUAUUUCAGUCACUCCCAUUGAAUUUCCGCAGAAACCCAAUUCAGUGCACAGUCUCCACAAGUAACAGCACCAAAGCCACAGUGCCCCAGAAAAUCCCAUGGGGCUGUGAAAGUGAUUCUUUGGAAAACGCUUCUGCCCUGCAGAAAUGGCUGACUGACUCGGGCCUUCCACCCCAGAAAAUGGCCCUGCAAAAAGUGGAAGUUGGGGAGAGAGGACUGGUUGCUUUGAAGAAUAUAAGGAAGGGGGAGAAGCUGCUCUUUGUGCCUCCCUCUCUGUUUAUCACUGCAGACUCAGAGUGGACUUGUGGGGAGGCUGGUAAGGUGUUGAAGCAAAAUGGUGUGCCUGACUGGCCAUUUCUUGCAACCUAUCUGAUUAGUGAAGCAAGUUCCCUUGAAUCUUCUAGAUGGAGCAACUAUAUUUCUGCCUUACCAAGACAGCCUUAUUCACUUCUGUAUUGCCUUUAUAUAUCAUUUCAGGACUCGCGAAGAACUUGAUCGGUAUUUGGAAGCAUCACAAAUUAGACAACGGGCAAUCGAAAGAGUUACUAAUGUUGUUGGAACGUUGUUCAAUUGGUUAUGGUUCAGCAUUGACUUUCACAGACAAUUCAAAUAAAAUUAAGAAAGGAACCAAGGGAGAUGCAACUAUUUUAAAGCCAACCAUCAUGACAGCAGUUCCUGCUAUUUUAGAUCGUGUUCGAGAUGGAGUUCUGAAAAAGGUUGAGGAGAAAGGUGGGCUAGCAAAGAAUCUUUUUAACUUCGGAUUUAGACGGCGACUGGCAGCUGUAGAAGGAAGCUGGUUUGGGGCUUGGGGUUUGGAAAGGAUGGUGUGGGAUGCCGUUGUCUUCACAAAGAUACGCUCAAUACUCGGAGGACGCAUUCGCUUUAUGCUUUGUGGUGGUGCUCCAUUGUCUGCUGAGUCACAGCGGUUCAUCAAUAUCUGCAUGGGGGCUCCUAUUGGGCAAGGAUAUGGCUUGACAGAAACAUUUGCUGGAGCUACAUUUUCUGAGUGGGAUGACACAACAGUGGGCCGUGUUGGCCCACCCCUUCCUUGUGGCUACAUUAAGCUUGUUUCUUGGAAAGAAGGAGGAUACUUGGCAUCUGACAAGCCUAUGCCUCGUGGGGAGAUUGUAGUAGGGGGAUUUAGUGUAACUGCUGGUUACUUUAAGAAUCAAGAAAAGACUGAUGAGGUGUAUAAGGUUGAUGAGAAGGGCAUGCGCUGGUUUUAUACGGGUGACAUUGGAAUGUUUCAUCCUGAUGGAUGCCUUGAAAUUAUAGAUAGGAAGAAGGAUAUCGUUAAACUCCAGCAUGGAGAGUACAUUUCCCUUGGAAAGGUUGAGGCUUCGUUACAAUCAAGUAAUUACGUGGAUAAUAUUAUGGCAUAUGCAGAUCCCUCCCACAACUACUGCAUAGCUUUAGUUGUCCCUGCACGUCAGGCCCUCGAGAAGUGGGCCCAAGAAGCCGACAUCAAAUACAAUGAUUUUUCUGAGCUGUGUGGAAAAGCUGAAACAGUCACUGAGGUUCAGCAAUCCCUCUCUAAGGUAGCAAAGGCAGCAAAAUUGGACAAGUUUGAAACUCCUGCAAAGAUUCAGUUGCUAGCCGAUCCAUGGACACCCGAGUCUGGAUUGGUUACUGCUGCUAUGAAGAUUAAGAGGGAACAGAUCAAGUCCAAGUUCAAAAAUGAGCUGCAGAAGUUGUAUGCGUGAACAAGAAUGGUUUAUGUGUUUCCCUAGGUUGCGCUAUAUAUUUUGGUAUUUGUUGGUCCAAAAUUUUCUAUAUCUCAGUAAUUUCAACGCUAUUACUUUUGCACCUGAAAUCAUCUGUUCCGAUCCCCCUACCCUGAUAUCGCUUGUAUAAAAAAAAGCGGCUACUUCUAAGUUUUA